Molecule: messenger RNA, 2841 nt
Organism: Blastomyces gilchristii SLH14081
Lineage: Eukaryota; Fungi; Ascomycota; Eurotiomycetes; Onygenales; Ajellomycetaceae
Product: SNF2 family protein
Exons: 2
Coding region: 1-2841 (946 amino acids)
Cellular component (GO): nucleus
Molecular function (GO): chromatin binding; ATP-dependent chromatin remodeler activity; ATP binding
Source: RefSeq, a predicted model, not a curated record
AUGACAAUAAUAGAAAAUAUCAGGGUCGCUAAGCGAUCGCGGCAGGAAGAUACUUUUACAUUGGAUGAUAUUGAAGAUUACCAGACUAGAAUUAAAGUCCAGCGCAUACUCAAUGUCUUGCCGGGCAAGUCCAUCCAGCUCAUCCUCAACACCCUUGUAUCCAAGAGAGGUAACUACGAAAAUGCCCUGGAACAUCUAGCAAGCAUAGAGGAUUAUCUACCCACGGACCCCAUCUCUGACGACGAGCUAAGUCUGGACCGCCAUACACCCCACGUGGAGCCAGCGAAACAACAGAUUAAGGCGAGAACACGCAUCCAGGAUAAGUGGACUUCAAGCCAGAGACUUCCAACCCAAAAGAGUGGGUCUGAUAGAGAUGCCUCAGCACCCCGUAAGCGGUUGAUCAGGGGUCAAAGAAUGCGUACUUCAUCUCCCCCAUCCAGGGCAUCUCCUGCUCCUGCCAGAGUCUCCAAGAAGCCUGGAAGGCUUAUUAAAGGCAGGAAAUCUAGACCACGAUCAGAAUCUCCAGAGAUACCUAUAGUUGAGAUAGACUCGUCUGAGUCCGAUAACCAUGAAGAUUCCGAAGACGAUAGUAUUCUGGAAUCAAAAGUCCUUAAAUUUUUCAAUUCAUGUUCCGUGGCAGAUCUAUCCGACAUCGCUGAAAUCCGGGAAAAUAUUGCCAACACUAUUAUCUCAAAACGUCCGUUCAAAUCUUUGAACGCGGUUCGUCAAAUCACCCAGGAGGACGAUUCGAUUGGAAAGACUUCAAAGGACAAGUCGAAAAAGUAUGCUAAGAAGCCGAUUGGGGACAAAGUUGUCGACAAGUGUCUUGACAUGUGGACGGGUUAUGAAGCUGUGGAUGUUCUUGUUUCUAAAUGCGAAGCACUUGGAAAGCCAGUUGCAAACGAAAUGAAACGAUGGGGCGUGGACAUUUUCGGCACAAAGACACAAGGCGAGCUUGAAAUUACUUCUUUGGAUACCAAGAACACGUCAGAUGGGACCCAUGAUUCUGGAAUUGGCACUCCUUCCAGCGGCUGUUCCCUGAGCGUCGACGAUGACGAACUCAAACCCAACAAUAACUCGCGCAAGAAACAGCAGUAUAUUGGCCAGCCAGCAAUAAUGAGCGAAUCGAUCACGAUGAAGAAUUACCAGAUUGUUGGGAUCAACUGGCUCAAUCUUCUCUUCGAGCAGAAUUUGAGCUGUAUCCUUGCAGAUGAUAUGGGUUUGGGGAAAACCUGCCAAGUCAUCGCUUUUCUUGCCCAUCUCUUCGAGAAAGGAGUCAAGGGGCCGCACCUAGUGGUAGUUCCCUCUUCGACUCUGGAGAAUUGGCUCCGUGAAUUCUCCGUGUUCUGCCCAAAACUAAACGUCAUGCCUUAUUACGCUAACCAGAAAGUUCGAGCUGAGAUUCGGCAGCAAAUUGAAGACACGAGGGACUGCAUCAAUGUCGUCGUCACGACUUACACAAUUGCAAAGGCCAAAAUAGAUGCCGCCUUCCUUCGCUCCAUGGACUUUUGUGUUUGUGUAUACGACGAGGGCCAUAUGUUAAAGAGCAGCAAAUCCGUGCUCUACGACAAACUAAUCCGCAUUCCGGCCCAGUUCCGGCUAUUACUUACCGGUACUCCCCUUCAGAACAACCUGCAGGAGUUAGCUUCACUGCUUGGGUUUAUCCUACCUUCAGUCUUUAGAGAGAGAAAGGAGGAUCUUGAGUACAUCUUCAGCGCCAAAGCCAAGACUGUCGACGACACACAUGCGGCGUUACUAUCCGCGCAACGCAUUGCUCGAGCAAAAUCCAUGCUCACCCCCUUCGUGCUGCGGAGGAAGAAGCAUCAAGUGAUCGAUCUGCCGCCUAAACUCACCAGCGUGGAAUAUUGCGAGAUGAAUGAGGCACAGAAAGAAAUAUAUACUCACGAAGUCGAGACCGUACGACAAUUAAUUGCAGAUCGAGCCGCGGGGAAAAAGGUGGGCAACAAGUCUGCCAACAUCCUCAUGAAACUACGCCAGGCCGCCAUCCAUCCCUUGUUCUACCGACGUCACUACGACGACAAGACGCUCAGCCGUAUCGCCAAAGCAUGCAUAAAAGACGAAAAAUGGGCUGCAUCGGACCCGGACCAAAUCUACCUUGAACUAUGUGCCUACAACGAUUUCGAAGUCCAUACCCUCUGCGAACAAAACCCAACCGCCCUGUCCAGAUUCAUACUUAAAAACGACGAAUGGAUGCACUCUGGCAAGGUGGACAAGCUCUGCGAGUUAUUAACCCGCUUCAAGGAGAACGGCGACCGCACUCUCGUCUUCUCCCAAUUCACCAUGGUCAUGGACAUCCUCGAGCACGUCUUACAAACGCUGCAAAUGCGCUUCUUCCGCCUUGAUGGCAGCACCAGCGUGGAAGAUCGCCAGUCCACCCUUGACGCCUUCCACGAACAAGUCGACAUCCCCGUCUUCCUCCUGUCAACCAAAGCUGGCGGCGCGGGUAUUAACCUCGCGUGCGCGAAUAAAGUUAUCAUCUUCGACUCUAGCUUUAAUCCGCAGGAGGACGUGCAGGCGGAGAACCGCGCGCAUCGGGUGGGCCAGACGCGCGCGGUUGAAGUUGUGCGGCUUGUCACCAGGGAUACGAUUGAGGAGCAGAUGUAUGCGCUGGGACAGACGAAGCUGGCGCUUGAUCAGCGAGUUUCUGGAGAGGAUGAUGGGGGGGCUGCGUCGGCGAGGAAGAGCGAGGAGGCUGGAUUGAAGGUUGUGGAAGAGAUGGUGAUUGCGAAGCUUAAGGAGGAAAAGAACGAUGAGGCUGGUGAACCUCCUGCUGCUGCUGCUGGUGGAUCUGAAAAAGUGGAAACAGCAGAAAUAUCUUGA